AUGUCAACAGUUGUGAGCGAACUGAACGAGAUCGAGUUCAGUUUUCGCGACGAGGGCUCCAUGGCUAGGAAAACGGCGCAUAACGGUUACAACGCCAGCGAAAUAGACGAUACAAGAGCACAAAAGGUCGCUUGGAAGAGCUUAACGUCUGACGUUGUGGCAAAGGUACAAGAGAUUGACAAAGAAGAUGUUGGUACUAUAACAAAAACGAGCGAGUUGGCAACAACGGUGCCAAAUGACGUAGAGGAAAAAGGCUUAAGGUCAAAAAAAUUCAUCGAUGGUCGUCUCCUUGACGUUAAACAAGGAGAUCACUUGGACGAAACAGGUCGAUAUAUUAUUCGAAAUGUGCCGAUUGUGAAACAUUCUACAUUACCCCUUGGUUUUUUCAUUCGUCAAGGCGAUGGGUUACUCAGAAAGGAUGGGAUAUUUGUUUCACGUAUUGCUAAAGGGAGUGUAGUCGAAGCGAACGGACUUCUCAAAGUUGGAGAUGAAAUUGUUGCGGUAAAUCAUGUCGAUGUUGAAGGUUUUUCUCUGGAUGAUGUAGUGCGACUUAUUCAAAUCCCUCGAAAAUUAAUUUUGACGAUCAAAACGAACGCCUCUGUUUUCAAGCGAAGCUCAUCGGUGGGGGAAUCUUAUGGCUAUAUAACUACAAACAAUAGAAAAACGGAAAAAGGAUCAUCGCGGGAGUAUAGGCCAAAAAAUAAGGUUUCCCGCGCGAGUGACUACAGCGAGGCGAGCAACCAUAGCAAACAAACUAUGCAAAUAGAGACGGAAGCUUUUAAUGUCGAUAAAAAUGCAAAUGAGUUUCGGGACUUUUCAAGAUCAUCGGUGCGUUCGGAGGGAUCAUCGACUAUCGAGGACCUUAUUAACGCGAUUCGAGCGCAGAAUACUCGAUUCCAGCACGCUAAACGAAGUUUAGAACACUCUGGAAGUUUUCCGUUGGAUCAAAGCCAGUUAUCUAAGUCGGGGGAAGAGGUGCGAAGUGUUAAGAGCUCUCAGACGAGACAGACAGGACGACUGCCACGAAAUCCUGGGAUUCCUACGAGAAAGCCAUCAGCCGAUAGCAUAAUUUUGUCGAAGAGAACUCCGCCGACCGCGGCCCGGAGAUCCAGCACUUUAACUCCUGUCACAACGGUCAACCUUAUCUUCGACGAUCCCGACGAUUACAACUCUGCAAAUCCUUCCAGUCAAAAAAUUAAUGCCGAAAAAGACAGUAUCUCUGAAGACGAUUCCGUUAACGUCAUUUCGGCGAUAAUGAAUUCACGAAGUCUUCCGGGCUCCCCAGGAGGGAGCCCGAAGAUGCGACGAAGACUUCCAUCUGUGCCUUCGGACGGUGGUAGGUCGAGUCGGUCCGGGAGCGAACGCUCAGUUGGUGAGAGUGGCAAUGAGAGUUCUGCUUCGUCUUCUCCCACAGCUGCUAAUCCGCUCUUGACUGUACCAGUUGAACCGAGGAGCCGAAGAAUGCUCCCUACACCACCCCCGUCUCCGGUGGCUGCCCACAAAGAGUCACCAAGCGUGACAGAACAGAAAGUUCAAUUAUCUUCAGAAAAACAAGACAGUAGAAAGUCCAGUCGAAAAGGUGGGAGUGGACUGUCGGAUAGUGAAUCACCGGAAGAUAAAUCACCAACGCUGUCACCUUCGCGGAGGGAUUCCGGAUUGUCGCUAAGCCAAAUUUUCAAUGCUUUGGCCUUUAGGAAUCACUCAGACACAAAUGAUUUGACGGAAAAGAGCAAAGAUAGGCAUGGAGAGAGGACUGAAUCUUAUAAAAUCCCUUCUUCGGCUCAACAGUCCGUCCUUAAAGGUGAGACCCUGCACGAAAAAAUGUUUGAUCAGCAGAAAAGCUCAGUGCUGCCUCAAUCGCGUUCCUCCGGCGGAUUACAGCCACCAAGCCUUCCCCGGAGACUUGCUAGUCGCUCAUCACAGCCGAACUUGUUAGUAGCUGUUCAAGAGGAACAAACCAAGCCAAAUGGAAAGCUCUCGCUUGCUACAAACUCAAGGUUUUCACCUCUUAGCAUAAGGCGCGCUAGCUUUGCUUCGAUCAGUGACAAGAGCUUAACCAAUCAGCUUGCCGAUAAGGACAUGACUGACAGCGAUUUGCUUAGAAGCGAGGCUGAAGAUGGCUUCUUGAUAUUUCCUGAUGAUUAUAGUGGACACAAUUUGUUAUCUUCACAUGCUGUCUCCGGAAUGGUCUCGCUACACAUCAUCAAAGCGACGAAUCUUCAAUUUGCAGACAAGAAGCUGUUAGAGAAAAAGAAAAAAGUGUUUUGUGCUGUCGAGGUGGAUUUUGAGCGAAAAGCUUUCACGAGUUCUAAAAAGGCAUCGAAAAUCCUAAUGUGGGAUGAGAUGUUCGAAGUGGAAAUCCAACAUGGCCGCGAAGUGUGCCUUUCUUGUUUCACUUCCAGCCACGAAUAUGAUAAACCCGUGGGUAAGGUGUCCUUCAAUCUUUCGCCCUUUGUGCGCGUUGGAAAGCAACACAAGGUUUUGUUCCGAAUGAAUCCACAAGGCGCAAUUCACAUCGAAAUGGGUUUUAUUGAGAUGAAGACACUGCUUAAACGAGCUCCGUCCGACAGAAAAUCGGGCGUUUUCGGUUUCCAGCUCAAUGUGACGUCGAGAAACGAGAACGCUAGCGUCCCGUUAGUCGUGCGCAAAUGUGUGGAGGAGAUCGAAAAACGGGGCCUGUCGGCCCAGGGUCUGUACCGGAUUUCUGGUAACGCUCGACGUAAAAAGCAGUUACAUGCGCAGUUCGACGAGGACAGCACUACUGUUGAUUUGUCAGAGGAGAAUUACCCCGAUAUAAAUAUCAUCGCGGGAAUUCUUAAGGAUUAUCUCCGGGAACUUCCCGAGCCCCUGAUAACCGAAUCUCUGUCCAAACUUCUGAUCCGAGCAGCGCAGGAUCAUGUUCAAGACCAGGACCAGGCUUCCCAGAAGCGUCUUCUUUCAAAAUUUCUCGUCCAGUUACCGCAGAACAACCGAGAAACCCUGGUGUAUUUGUUAAACCAUUUUAUGCACGUGAUCGCUGAGAAGGACACCAACAAAAUGGACGCGCACAAUUUGUCGGUGUGUUUCGGGCCAGUGCUUUUAUGUCCCCCGGCGAACCUUACAGAGGGCAAAGACUUACUGGACCUGAAGCUCCAUAUUAAGGUCGUCGAGUUUCUCUUCUACCUUUGGAAGAAUGCUGGUAUGGCCAGUACUUAGUUAAAACUGACUUUGUCUUUUCGAGAUUAAGACACCCUCUCUGCUUUUUACCCUGUCAUUUUUAGUCAUUUCAUUAUACUACAAAAAUUGACGAUCGCUCUGUUCAAUUUCCAUAUUGCUACCCACAACGUGAUAUGCAAUAAAGUAACAGCCCACGAGGGUAUGUUUUUUUUUGCAGAUAGUAGAACAAGCUUAGUAAAAUGUUUGAAAACCGUUGCGUCAUGUCUUCUUACGCACGAGACGCCAUAUUUCGCCGUUCUUGCUGUUUUUUUUGGCCUUUAUAUCCCUGAGAAACUGAUAUCUACUGUGAACCUAGCCUGCGUAGCAAGCGUUUCCGCGCGAGUUCGUCGAGAAAAUUGGGACAAGAGCAAAAAAAGAAUUGAAGGGGGAGGGGGAGGGGAACUUUCGCGCUAUAACUCGACUGGAAACGCUUCCUACGCAGGCUACUGAGAAACCUGAGAAGGCUACCUUAGGGUUGUAGCUAUCGAUUAUUGCAUUAUAUCCUUGUACUGCCGCCAUCUAUCACCCUCCUGAUGAUUGGACAAGUUUGCAUGACAAUUCCUCUACCUUUCUUCAUCGUAUUCUAGAGCCGGAAUACCCAGCCUGUCAGGCGUAUCAAAAGGGUGGUGACAGGCUAAUUUCUUUCCACGCACAGAGCAUAUUUUGCCCCCUACGCACUUCUUUAAUAAACGCACCUUGUCUGAUAGACGCCUCCUAUGAGAAUUAGUCCAAAAUACUAAGGAUCAGCAAAAAGGAACAAAAUUAUUCAAUCAUUCAGUUUCUUGCUUGAUUAACAAUGCCGCUUUGCGUAUUUCAUCUUGUUCAAAAUUAAGAUCAAAGUAAGGAUAGACUAACGAUGGCAACAUAAUAACCCUGAGCGAGGAUUCUGAAUUGAAAUUGUAAAUUGUAAAUAUCUUAUUAUCCACUCCCCUCAGGGCUUUUCAGGGACAAUUUACAACACUGGUUGGGAGACUUUAAUUUGCCAGACUGUUUAAGCAAAACGAGUAAUGAUGCCCCCAUAUAUGAGUGUGAAAGUGAGAUAGACCACUACACCAGGCACCCAUAUCUUUAAAACGUCCCGCAGAUUUAUUAAUGUGCGAGGGUUUUCAUGGGAAAGUUUAUCGUCCUUAUCCGAGAAGACUAGAAGGUCUAACCGUUUGCAGAUGUUAUUACAAAGGCAGCACUUUCUCCUCAGUUAUUUAAAGACUCUGAGUGUUAGUCCGGCCGGGGUUUGAACACGCGACCUCCCGCUCUGCAGACCGGCGCUUAUCCCACUGAGCUAACCUGGCGGCGGCAACAGAGAGAUAUGGAACCCCAGACGGCCUAAACGUAUUAGUUGGAGUAGAUAUUCCGCUGUUUUUAAAUUCUCUUGAUAUUUUUGCCGAAAGUACAUUAGUUUUGCCGUGCUUGUUACAGUUAUGAGAAUAAACGCCUCCUACCUAUUAAACGCCCCCGUUUGGACCCCUAAAAUUAAAUAGACGCCCCGGGCGUUUAUUAGGUUAUUUGCGGUAUUUCACAGAUUUGCUAUAUCAUUCUGCCUUUCAAUUGCUUUUCAGUUCUAUUCUCAGGCAAGUUGCUAAGCAGCAAAACAAAUGAAUAUCAUUGCAACAGGCUUUUCAGGUCUAAUCAAAACCCUAAUUUAUACCCUUUCAAAUUAGUUUAGCCCGCUUGUCUACGUAAAAUUACUAAUUUUUAGCAAAACCCUCUUUGUCUUCUUUUGCUUGUUUGUUUCGUUGCCAAGUAGCAAGGCGGAAAAUCAGAGAGAUUCCGAAAGCAUUCGAGGAGCAAAAUAAUUCUCUCUGUAGAUGUUGUAGUUAACUUUUUAUCUCAGGUAAUUUUUGUUUUUCUUUUGUUGUUGGGUAUGGUAAUGUAUGCUAAUAAAGUUGAAACAAAGGAAAAAUAGAAAUAAUUAACUACAACACAGAUGUAGAAGCUUUCAUCCAAAUGAAAUUAGCCUCGUUUUAUUCGUUCAUUAUUGUAAGGUUUCUAUGAAGGCCCGCUUUGUUUGUUGCUCAUUUCGUUGCCAGGUAGCCAGGCGGAAUAUCAAAGAGAUGUCACGGACCUUGGACCAAUCAACUUCAUAGUUUUCGUGGGGAUUUCUUACUGAUUUCAUGGGCUAUUUUCCUGCACAAAUUUAAAAUUCUUUUCCGUGAUUCGAUUCGCUUUUCCCCCACCUGUUGCACUUACUGCCUUUCUACAGCCCGUUUUUUGCAGAUAGCAAGAUAAGGAAAAACCACCGUUUCAGGUAAGGAAUUUUGCUUUACAAUGUGUAUCCCUGUGCAAAAAAAAUUGGAUCCUUUUUCAAAAAAAUAGAUGGUCGGUGGUUGCUUCUAAUUUCAAAACCAUUUCCUAUCAUCAGUUGUUGUUUUUCUCUUAUCCUCUCGUUUAUUUUAAAUUACUCGGCUAUAUUUAUUUUUGAAAUUUCCUUUCCUCAAAUUAAAGUAUUCAUACAUUGAUUCGCCUUCUUUUCUGGCCAAGGGGCACUCGAAAAAAAGCGAUAACUUUUUAAAUUUAGUUUCUUCACGGAUGACCACAUAAUAUUAAUUUUUCGGAGCUUAUCACAGUUCAAGUAAAUUCAGUUUAACGUAUUGUAGCUUUAAAAUGUCCGGCAAUUUUCGAGGAAAUUUUUCGAAGCAUUGUAUUUCCCUAUAGAAUCGGCAGUUCAGUUCUUUAUUACCUGACAGAAGCGAAAUUGCUUGUUCGUCAAGGGUCAGCAAUUUAAGGCUCAGCAUAUAUAUAGGAAUUAUUUGGCGUUUAUUUGUAUUUUCAAAUAAAAGUUUAAGUGACUAAAAAUUCUUAAAAGCAACAACUGUACAGCAAAUAGUUAUUUAUCAAAUCAACAAGAACAGUUUUCUGGGUAUAUGCGACUGAUCUAAAACAUAUUGUUUCAUUGCCCUGUCAGUUUGUCGGAGCGUAAGUUUUUUUUCCCCAGUGUUCAAAAUCAUUUUGCGACAAAACUUCCCGGUCCCGUAAUUCUUAAUUUCGCCUACUAUCAACAGCCGUGUGGUACAAGGAAUAAUUAUAAGGGAGGUCGCGAAAAACCUCCUUCCCUUAUCCUUUCUUUUCUGUUUAAAGCACAAAAACCACAAUUUGAAUGUUUCAAAUAAAAUAGGAUUAGGAUGGUCCUCUCAGAUCCCGUUAUUUGCUACUAAUCACCAGUUAAAACCUUUGUACGGUGGUGAGUGGCAUCGUUAAAUUUUGUUUCCUGUUUUUUUUUUUACAUUAGAGACCAAGCCUUGGCGUUAUGGCAAAUUCAACGCCUCUUUCCGCUAGUGACCAUAGCAACGCAACUAGAGAGGAACUGAUUGACAUACUGAGUACUGGUCAAAAAGUGAGUCUCGCGAUACCAUACAUCAUUAUCGAACCUUUGGCGCUGGGCCUUAACUUUCUCGCUCUUCUGAUCAUAUGGAAGCAAGAAAAGUAUGCUCGCAAAGCAAGCAAGAACCCA
Messenger RNA from Porites lobata, 6643 nucleotides. NCBI's taxonomy places the organism in Eukaryota, Metazoa, Cnidaria, Anthozoa, Scleractinia, Poritidae. The record is from the annotation of a GenBank genome assembly.